CAUAAUAUCGGGCUCGACCUUUCAAAAAUUGUGAACUUUCAUUUCGAGUUUUCUCAGGUUUUGAUAGAAAACACAUGGCUAGCAUAUUCAGACCGAAUUAUGACCAAAAUAUUGUUAACAAUUAUCAUAUUCAGUCUUGAUGCUGUGUGACAAAGACUCCAUUGAAUCUAUUCAGCAGUACAUCAUCAAGCUGACGGAAUUUCUCUCUCUGUAUACAUGGAUUGUUGACGCCUAUGUAUCGGAUUACUUCACCAAGCAUCACUGGGAUAACCUCCCCUCAGUGUGGACAGAGUCCCUUCUUAACACAGAACCUACAGAACUGGUGUGGCUGUUAACAGAGGAAAGUCAGGUAUCCAGGGUGUGGCCUCUCUCACUUCUUGCCUUCAGACAGUGCACACGUACUUACUCACUAGCAAGGUCACAACAAGAGGUCAAAGUACAGGACCUGUCAAAACUUUCCUCACAAAGAUAUGUACAGGAUCAGGAAACCAGCUCAGUUGCUCAACGAGUCUCAAAUCCAGACACAAAAUACUAUGAGUAUCUCAGAAAGCAUGUAAAACCAAAGAAACUUCAUGAAAUCAAAAGUCUUGGAAAGGCUUUAAGGUUUCUUGGAGAUGCAUGUGAUUGUGAGCAUAUUGUGGAUGUGGGAGCAGGUCAAGGUCAUUUGUCUAGGUUUUUGACCUUCCAGCACGGGUUCAAGGUCACAACAGUAGAAGCUGAAGGAUGCCAUGCCCCUAAAGCACAGAAAUAUGACAGAGAUGCUCACAGACAGAUCUCAAAGGGUAAAGGUCACACUGAGACUGAAAGUGAGACUGAUCUUCCUUGUCAUGUGACCUGUUACAUCACAGCAGACACAACACAGGGGAAGUUCCUAGACAUUAUACAGGAGUCCUUCAACAGGUCUAAGGUUGGCAGCUAUUGUAAAGCGGAAGGUGACGAAGGGUUUACAAGAGAGACUACACAACAUGGACUUACUAGUGGUUCAAAGAUAGACGUGAUACAAUCUGCAUCAUUAGAUGACCAAAAACAUUUUAAAAGUUGUGGUAGGGAAUCUAAUAAAAAACCCAAACUGACAAGCACUGAUAUUAAAUGUGAUAAUCAAGAGAAAGAUUUGACUUCUCCUGAAAGUGUUCAGAGUAAAAGUAAUUCUUGUGGGCAUAUUCCAAGCAGCAGUCAAUUGUUUUUUUCAAACAAUUUCUGUGAUAACUGUAAAAAAUAUUCAUCUUCUAAAGAGAUUAGCAUAUGUGAUAGUGAUAUAAAGACACGACUGGAGACUGGAGAAAAUUCUGGAUUUAUGUGUGAUAGUAAAUCUGCUGAAUGCACUGAUAGCCUAGACAUGCCAGGAUCAGAUGAUCAGAUAUACCAGACUGAGGAAGGUGAUUCUUUAAAUGGAGAACUCCAUGGGAAGACCCCUCCAGCUAGACAGCAGUUUCUCCUGACUGGACUGCAUGCCUGCGGAGAUCUAACUCCCACAAUGCUCAGAGUGUUCACUUCCUGUCCAGACAUAGUGGGACUGGCGUCUGUCGGCUGCUGUUAUAUGAAAUUGUCUACUUCACUGAACAGUAAAUCAGACCAUGUGGGGUACCCCAUGAGUGAUUUUGUAACCAGGUUACCACACUCGGUUCUUAGUUAUGAAGCCCGAGAGAUGGCCUGUCAUUUUGCAGAUUCCUACAUCCAAAGAUUGAAAGAUAACCCACCCUCUCUCAAGCUACACUGUUACAGAGCUGCCUUACAGUGGAUAAUUCUACAUAUAAAACCUGAUUUUGUAACUGGGGCACAGAAAUUUACCAUUAGAAAAGCUGAAAAACUGACAUUCAAGCAAUAUGUAAGCCUUGGGUUACAGAGGCUUGGUUUGAACUGUGAAGUGUCAGAGGAAUUUCUGGCUGGAGCCACAGAGCUCCUACGUGAGUGGAGACAAGUGGUGACCUUCUACAGUCUCCGUCUGAGUCUGAGUCCAGUGGUGGAGACCCUGCUGUUACUGGACAGACAGGUGUACUUAUAUGAACAAGGUACGUCAUCUCAACUGUUGCCAGUUUUUGAUCCAAAGAUUUCACCGAGGAACUUUGUUUUGUUAGCAAAGAAGUGACAUUGCAUAAUAAUAGAAAUGACCUAUCUUCUAUAAAAAGGCUUAUAGCUAAGUGGCAGGGCAACCAUUUUUGAUUUUUUUUAUAAAAGGAACUCAUUAUAUCAAGUUCCAGACUUUUAAAUAAAUCAGUUUGAUUGAAAAUCUGAUAUAAGUGUGAUUUUUUAA
Messenger RNA from Saccostrea cuccullata (small rock oyster), 2251 nucleotides. Its product is annotated as methyltransferase-like protein 25B. The record is from RefSeq and is a predicted model, not a curated record. Bases 140 to 2086 code for a protein of 648 amino acids. The transcript is spliced from 11 exons. NCBI's taxonomy places the organism in Eukaryota, Metazoa, Mollusca, Bivalvia, Ostreida, Ostreidae.